AUGAUCACUUCAAAUAUGUUUUGUGCUGGUUACCUAGAAGGGGGAAAAGACUCAUGCCAGGGGGAUUCUGGUGGACCACUGGUCUGCAAUGGUCAGCUGUAUGGAGUGGUCUCCUGGGGUAGAAACUGUGCCUGGCGUGGAUUUCCUGGUGUCUACAACAAAGUCUGCAUCUAUUCUGACUGGAUUAAGAAUGUUAUGGAGAAUAACUGA
This is a messenger RNA of Staurois parvus, 210 nucleotides long. The record is from the annotation of a GenBank genome assembly. NCBI's taxonomy places the organism in Eukaryota, Metazoa, Chordata, Amphibia, Anura, Ranidae.